Molecule: messenger RNA, 1616 nt
Organism: Phoenix dactylifera (date palm)
Lineage: Eukaryota; Viridiplantae; Streptophyta; Magnoliopsida; Arecales; Arecaceae
Product: zinc finger CCCH domain-containing protein 40-like
Cellular component (GO): Prp19 complex; U2-type catalytic step 2 spliceosome; U2-type catalytic step 1 spliceosome
Molecular function (GO): U6 snRNA binding; metal ion binding; pre-mRNA binding
Source: RefSeq, a predicted model, not a curated record
CUCUUUCUCCUUUUCUUUCGUCGUCGGGAAUGGCGCAUCGGCUGCUGAGAGACGCGCAGGCCGACGGAUGGGAGCGCUCCGACUUCCCCAUCAUCUGCGAAUCCUGCCUUGGCGACAACCCCUAUGUUCGAAUGUCAAGGGCAGAUUAUGACAAGGAGUGUAAGAUCUGCACACGACCAUUUACAGUCUUCAGGUGGAGACCGGGACGCGAUGCAAGAUACAAAAAGACAGAGAUCUGCCAGACAUGCUGUAAGCUGAAAAACGUGUGCCAGGUCUGCCUCCUGGAUCUUGAGUAUGGGUUGCCUGUUCAGGUUCGGGACACUGCCUUGUCUAUCAAUUCCAAUGAUGCAAUCCCGAAGAGCGACGUGAAUAGGGAGUACUUUGCAGAAGAGCAUGACCGCAGGGCUAGAGCUGGCAUUGAUUAUGAGUCUUCAUAUGGAAAGGCGCGUCCAAAUGACACCAUUUUAAAGCUUCAAAGGACAACACCAUAUUACAAAAGGAAUCGGGCACAUGUUUGUAGCUUUUAUGCGCGUGGUGAAUGCACACGCGGUGCUGAAUGUCCAUAUCGGCAUGAGAUGCCUGUUACUGGGGAGUUAUCCCAGCAGAACAUAAAAGAUCGGUAUUAUGGGGUGAAUGACCCAGUCGCUCUGAAGCUGUUAAGCAAGGCAGGUGAGAUGCCAUCUCUGACGCCCCCAGAAGAUGAGGGCAUAAGGACACUGUACGUUGGGGGCCUUGAUGCCCGAGUCACCGAGCAGGAUCUGAGGGAUCACUUCUAUGCCCAUGGCGAGAUUGAAUCAAUCAGGAUGGUGCUCCAACGAGCAUGUGCCUUUGUGACAUACACAACAAGAGAAGGAGCAGAAAAGGCUGCAGAGGACCUAGCCAACAAACUCGUCAUUAAAGGGAUGCGUCUGAAGCUGAUGUGGGGAAAGCCUCAGGCCUCCAAACCAGAGGGGGAGGUACCAGACGAUGAGGCUGCAAGGCAAGGGCUCGUGGCACACGGAGGGAUGCUUCCAAGAGCUGUUAUAUCCCAGCAGCAAAGCAACCAGCAGCCUCAACCACCAGGCACACAGGACCAGCAGCAGCCACCACUGCACUACUUUAACAUUCCAGCGCCGCCCCCAGCGGAGCGAACCUUCUACCCCUCAAUGGAUCCUCAGAGAAUGGGUGCUCUAGUACCGUCUCAGGAAGCCAGCGACAGCAAGGGGGGAUCAGACAAGCAGCCACUGCUGCGGGCACCAAAUAGCUCAGGGCAAGCCUACCCUGUUAUGCCGCCCCAUCUUCAGGGCCAGUACCCACAGUUUUAUGCACCAUAUGGGUACAUGGCCCCAGCACCGCCACCUUAUCAGCAGCAGUAUCCUCCUUACCAGUCAAUGAUGGCUCCGCCCCCGCCUCCACCUGCGCCUCCUGCAGUGCAGCAGUACCCUUCAGGUGCGCCUGGGUCGUCUUCUCAGAGCUGAGAUCGUUUUUGGCAAAAUUUCUUCUUUUCCUUGUAUUCAUGUGCUCUUUGCUACCCCAUAGAACCAGGCUUGCUGCAUUAUUCAGUUAAUAUAUGGAUGAUGAAAUCUAAAUUCUGGCCGAUUCUCUAUGAGAUGAUCGAACUUGGAUGGUUUACAAUC